Molecule: messenger RNA, 624 nt
Organism: Drosophila rhopaloa
Lineage: Eukaryota; Metazoa; Arthropoda; Insecta; Diptera; Drosophilidae
Gene: Irbp18
Product: CCAAT/enhancer-binding protein 2
Exons: 2
Coding region: 1-342 (113 amino acids)
Biological process (GO): regulation of transcription by RNA polymerase II; DNA-templated transcription
Molecular function (GO): DNA-binding transcription factor activity, RNA polymerase II-specific; RNA polymerase II cis-regulatory region sequence-specific DNA binding
Source: RefSeq, a predicted model, not a curated record
AUGCCAGCCAGGAAGAGAACUGCAAAUGCGGCGUCGACCAGCAAAAAUGGCGAAUCCCCAUUGAGUCCGCGGUCGGAUGAUCCAGCGUACCAAGAAAAAAGAAAGAAAAAUAAUGAGGCUGUACAGCGCACUCGCGAGAAGACCAAGAAAUCGGCUGAGGAAAGGAAGAAACGCAUCGACGAUUUACGAAAGGAAAACGACUCCUUAAAAGUGCAAAUAGAGCAGGGUGAAAAACAUAUAUCCACACUAAGGGAUCUGAUAAUUCAGGGCGAAAAAACGGAGGACGGACACCGCAUCAUCCAAGAGAUUCUCGCUGGCCCGGAUCCAGAUGACAAUGACUAACGAGGAGCUGCUCCUGAUUUACUUCAUUAUAUUUACCUACUUUUAAGCUGGAUUUAAUAGAAACCUACCAUGUUAGUUUUAACUUUUCAACCAAAUCGGUACAAUUACUCGAAUUCUAUCAUCAUAAGGGGAUGACCUAUGAUCAGAAUUUUCAUUCUUUUCCACACUACCAUGAAGUGUUAAAUGUACAAAUUUAAAAUUAAUUUGGAAAACACAAGGACAAAAAUGUUUAAGUCAUUAAAGUUACUUAAAAUAAAGUUCUAAACUAUCUGUAUGAAUCUA